AUGAAGGUAUGUUAUAUUAACGUAGCCAAUCCAGCCACUGGAAGAAUUAAGAAAUUUGAUUUUGAAGAAGAAAAGAAUUACAGACCAUUCCUUGAUAAGAGAAUCGGACAAGAAGUUGAUGCUUCAUCACUUGGAGACGAAUUCAAAGGAUACAUCCUUAAAAUCACUGGUGGAUGUGAUAAGGAUGGUUUCCCAAUGAUGACAGGAGUAGCUACUAACAAUCGUGUCAGACUUCUUCUUGAUGGAAGAAAUGGAUGUUACAAACCACUUAGAAAUGGAGAAAGAAGAAGAAAGACAGUUAGAGGAGCUAUUGUUGCAGGAGACAUUUCAGUAUUGAACACUGUCGUAGUUAAGAAAGGAGAAGGAGAAAUUGAAGGAGUUACUAAUGAUGCACUUCCAAUGAGAGCUGGACCAAAGAGAGCAUCUCAUAUCAGAAAACUCUUCAAUCUUUCUCAAAAGGAUGAUGUUAAAAAAUUCGUUAUUAGAAGAGAAGUUGCUAAAAAACAUCCAAAAGAAGGAAAAUCAACAAAGAGAUCUAAAGCACCAAAGAUUCAAAGACUUGUUACUCCAAGAAGACUUCAACAUAAGGCUCAAAAAUUAGAAGCUAAGAAAUUACAUAAAAUUGCUAUGCUCAAGGAAGCUAAACGUUAUGCUGCUAUUCUUAAUAGAUACAAGGUUCUUAAAGCACAUGGAAUGAAAGUUGUCUCAUUUGCUGAUACUGAUGCUGUUUUCAAACAAAACAAAGCUGGUUCAAAGAAAGCUGCUUCUAAGGGAAAGAAGGUUAAUUCCAAGAAAACUGGAAAGAAAUAAGAAGUUUAUUGAUGAGAUUUGAGUAAAUCUAUAUUUUCGUUU
Molecule: messenger RNA, 852 nt
Organism: Entamoeba histolytica HM-1:IMSS
Lineage: Eukaryota; Evosea; Mastigamoebida; Endamoebidae
Product: 40S ribosomal protein S6, putative
Exons: 2
Coding region: 1-810 (269 amino acids)
Biological process (GO): translation
Cellular component (GO): ribosome
Molecular function (GO): structural constituent of ribosome
Source: RefSeq, a predicted model, not a curated record